AUGGAUCGAUUUAAGUCGCUAAUCAAUCUAUUUGAUUAUUUUCAUUAUCCUACACAAAAAUCAAAGGAAUACAGUAAAUAUAGGCAAGAAUUGACUAAUAAGUAUGGGGAUAUAACGACAAUUAUUCUUGUGGUCUUUUUGAUUGCAAUUCCAAUCCAGAAACUUUUGAAUAUUAAAGGAUAUACAUUUUCGAAGAUUAAAAUUUUCAAGAAGACUAACCUGAGGUUGAAUAAGUGGAUUGAAAGAGAUGAGGAAGAAAGCUACAGAUUGAAUAAACUCAAGCGAUUCGUAGCUGGUAAAUUGAAGGGAUUGAUAUAUAACAUAUACUACCACGCCACUGCAAUCUUAUUAAUAAUAUUCUGGGGAUCAUUAUUAACACUUCUUUCAUUAAACGAGUCAAAUCACGGUGAUUUGAUUGUUCUUGCUAAAAGAUUAGGAAAAAUCAUUACUGUAUCGAUGCCAACCAUAUUCUUUUUAACACUUCGUCCUUCUCCAUUACCAAAUACGUUGUAUUUAGCAUUGUUACCUGUUCACAAGUGGUUAUCGAGGUUGAUCAUUGUACAGGGUGUUUUACACACAGUAAUUUACUGUGGGUACUUUCAGUAUAAGAAUACGUGGGGGAAAGCUAUUAAGUACGAAAAUUUAUAUGGAUGGGGUGCAAUGUUAGGAUUUUUAAUUAUUAUGGUAACAUCAUUGCUGGGAUUUAGAACGAGAUAUUAUCGGUUCUUUUAUUUUCAACAUUAUGUCUGGUCAUGGAUUAUAGUCAUAUGUAUUCAAAUUCAUGCAAGACCCGUCAAGGCAACUCCUUAUACCAUUGCGAACAUUUGUAUAUUGGUGGGACAAAUCAUCUAUAGAUUAAAACUUACGGACGUGACUAUAAACGAUACUGACAUGAAGGUAACUAACAUAUCUUCAAAUUUGGCUUUAGUUGAGUUUCCUAACCAUUUAAUCAAGUGCAAAUCGAUAAGUCCAGGUGCACAUAUCAGAUUGACAGAAUAUGGAUCUUCCUGGUUUGUGAGAGCUUAUAGACAAAUCAUCCCAAAUUAUCAUCCAUACACUUUAGUAUCAUUACCUCUGGAUAAUUAUCAAAAGUUGAUAGUACGUAGAGGUAACUUCCAAAUCCAAAACAAUCACAAAUAUUUAAUUUGCGGCUCUUACGACCCCAAUUUGUUAUUUUUAAGUUCAAGAAAUAGAACUAAAGGUAGCUUCAGUAUCUCUAAGUUGAGAGUCAAUGCGAAAAGAAUAUUGAUGAUAGUAGGAGGAUCAGCUAUUUCUUUUGCAUUACCAAUUUUGAGAGUCAUGAAUUAUCAUGGCGUUCCUAUUAAGAUUGUAUGGGUCAUUAAAGAUUUUAGAGACAUUACCAUUUUGAAGCAUUUUGAUGGGUUCAUCCAUGAAGAUGAUUUUGAGAUAUUUGUUACUGGGAGUUCGGAGCUAAGUCAAGAAUCCGCCAUGAAGAGAUAUGGUUCCAUAAAUGAUAUGUCAAGUAAUGGAAAUUCGAGUAUGACCUAUGAUCUUGAAAGUGAACAGCUGCCAUUACUAGGAGAAGAAAGAAAAACGAGUAUGACUAAAGGAGGUGAAAAUGAAGAUGUUGAAAUCUCUAUCGAUAAUGAAGAAGAUGAAGACGAUGAUGAGUGUGCUGUAGACCUUACAAUGAGAGAGCAUUUCUUAGACACUAUACCUAGUAGCGGUGACAACGAUAACGAAGAGCUAGAACAUUUCAUGGAUCAUGAAGAUGAGGUACAAGAUCAAAAUCUCGAAUUACCCUCCAGUGGAACCAAAUUAAAUAUCACAAGAAAAAAUAGCAUACAGCAUUCACGUAAACCAAGUAUUUCUCUCUCGAGAAAAACAAGUGUAUCCACAACAAAUGAAAUUUUUUGCCCUAUAUUGAACUCGAAUUCAACGGAUACAGCAAAGCAUUAUUUACAGCAGUUCAAAGAUACAGUGAAGAAGUUGAAAAUUGAGCAUAGAAUAUAUAAGGGUAGACCUCGUAUUAAUUACAAGUACUACAACUGGUGCAUAAACGAAGGAUUUACACAAUGCUCGGGUCCAGUAGAUGAUGGGUCUCACAACUUUGUAUGUUGUCGUGAUUUGAUUAAGGAUAAAGGCAACAAGGUAGAUUCGAAUAAAGUUUGGGUUAUUACGGCGGGACCUGCGGGAUUAGUUAAAAAUGUUAAAUUAUGGGCCAAUGAAAAUGGAUUGAAUUUUCAUGAAGAAUCGUUUUAUGUUUAG
Messenger RNA from Debaryomyces fabryi, 2229 nucleotides. RefSeq names its product putative ferric-chelate reductase. The coding region runs from base 1 to 2229 and encodes 742 amino acids. Gene Ontology annotation, cellular component: plasma membrane. The record is from RefSeq and is a predicted model, not a curated record. The transcript has a single exon. Lineage: Eukaryota; Fungi; Ascomycota; Pichiomycetes; Serinales; Debaryomycetaceae.